AUGGCAACUGCAGCAGCCAUGAGGAAAGUGUUGUCCAUGAAGCUGCAGCAGAAGCGAAACAGCCCUCUCUUUAGUGAUCAUGGAACCCCUUGCUCAGACAGUGAUGACGGUGCAGUUGUGCCUGAGAAGGUUUACCAGGAACUUGUUGCCAAGUAUCGCCGAGCGAAGGAGAGCAUUAAGGAGCUAAAUACGAAAAUUGACAAUCUGAAAACAGCUGGGCCAAGUCAGUUUGAGGAUAUUAUUUCAAGGCUGGAACAGAUCGAGAAGAAACUCGAUAAAAGUACCAGUGUGCUCUCGGCAAAGCAGUGUACAGAACCCAUCCCAAAAAAGGCGCGCUUGACGACCAACGGCGAAACGGUGUGUAUCAACAACGUAGCGACGAUAGCCCUCACUCAGUGGUUGACAUGCCAGCGACAGAAGAAAGAAUCCUUGUUCGUACGUAACCUCACAGUUGCUAUGUGGGGUAAAGAGUCUCUUCAGCAACGAUCAACGCAAGGCAAGCCAGCAAAUCGUGGCCCUGCGGCCGGCACGCAAAAACCACAGCUAACGCCUGAGAAGGUUGCUGCAUUGGAAGAUUGCAAUGAAGACUGGCUCAGGCAACAUGGAGCAAGUGGGGACAUCUUGGUCGAACGAAUGGAACACAUGAAUAGCCACGUCAUCAGCACGAUCAGAGAUUGCAAUCGAGUAAAGAAGAACCUUUUUGAUGAGUAAGACGGAGACAGGCAGCUAACACCUGCCUUCCUCUCUUCGCAAUGCCCCUGUCUGCAGUUGCCUCGAGGGAACAAGUGAAGACCACCUUGACCACUUAAUGUAUCUUUUUG
Ixodes scapularis (black-legged tick) is the source of this 821-nucleotide messenger RNA. RefSeq lists its product as uncharacterized. Gene Ontology annotation, molecular function: DNA binding. The transcript has 4 exons. Gene Ontology annotation, biological process: negative regulation of DNA-templated transcription. The coding region runs from base 1 to 711 and encodes 236 amino acids. NCBI's taxonomy places the organism in Eukaryota, Metazoa, Arthropoda, Arachnida, Ixodida, Ixodidae. The record is from RefSeq and is a predicted model, not a curated record.